This is a messenger RNA of Cucurbita maxima (winter squash), 2344 nucleotides long. RefSeq names its product nucleobase-ascorbate transporter 6-like. The coding region runs from base 476 to 2068 and encodes 530 amino acids. Gene Ontology annotation, biological process: transmembrane transport. Lineage: Eukaryota; Viridiplantae; Streptophyta; Magnoliopsida; Cucurbitales; Cucurbitaceae. The transcript is spliced from 15 exons. Gene Ontology annotation, molecular function: transmembrane transporter activity. The record is from RefSeq and is a predicted model, not a curated record. Gene Ontology annotation, cellular component: membrane; plasmodesma.
CUUUUGAUGAAACCCUAAUUGCUCCAAACGUCGUCGUUUGGGUUAAUUAAGGAAUUAAAUUUGUUUAUGGCGUGCGGGUGCAGCAGAUGUGUGUUUUGAAUGGGAACAUUGAAGGAAGGGAGUUGCAGUAAUGGCUGUGUUUAAGAUGGAAAUUUACUAAAUUUCAUGUUAAGAGAAUGGAAUAAAGAAUGGAAAUAAAAGGGUUUAUGAAAAAAAGGAAAAUUAAUGAUAAAAAAGAAUUCUUGAGAGAGAAAGUUAGAGAGGGAAUCUGGAAAAAGGAACUUCGCAGCUAUCCCCGCCAGUGUAUAUGCAGAGAUUCUUUUGUGUAUCAGAUCAUUCUAUCUUUCAUACCCGCUUCACAGCAUAGCUAUCUCUUAAGCUUUGCUGGUGCUGUUCUGGACUGUGCUUUUGCUUCAAACCAUUUAUUGCGGGAGGGAAAGAGCUGUUUCAAGCAGAGGAAGUUGUGAAGUGAGUCAUGGCGGGAGGUGCAGCACCCAAAGUAGAGGAGCCACAAGCUCAUCCACCGAAGGAUCAGCUACCCAACGUUUCUUACUGUAUUACUAGUCCACCUCCAUGGCCUGAAGCUAUACUUCUUGGUUUCCAACAUUAUCUGGUGAUGUUAGGCACGACGGUUCUGAUUCCGUCUUUUCUUGUUCCUCAGAUGGGUGGUGGAUUUGAGGAGAAGGCAAAGGUUGUCCAAACCUUGCUUUUUGUUGCUGGCUUGAAUACCUUGCUACAAUCGCUCUUUGGGACUCGGUUACCAGCUGUAAUUGGAGGGUCAUACACCUUUGUACCCACCACUAUUUCGAUCAUCGUUGCUGGUCGAUUUUCUGAUACGGCUGAUCCUAUUGAUAAAUUCAAGAAGACAAUGCGGGCAAUCCAGGGUGCUCUCAUUGUUGCUUCAACCCUUCAGAUUGUCUUGGGCUUUAGUGGCCUGUGGCGUAACGUUGCAAGGUUUCUUAGUCCACUUUCAGCUGUCCCUUUGGUUUCUCUAGUUGGAUUUGGACUUUUUGAAUUGGGUUUCCCAGGGGUUGCCAAAUGUGUGGAAAUCGGACUGCCGGAGCUUAUACUUUUGGUCUUUGUUUCACAGUAUUUGCCUCAAGUGAUCAAAUCUGGAAAACACAUAUUUGAUCGUUUUGCAGUCAUUUUUUGUGUGGUGUUUGUGUGGAUUUAUGCUUUCCUACUGACAGUAGGAGGGGCAUACAAAGGUGCACCGUCUAAAACACAAUCAAGUUGCCGUACUGACCGCUCGGGGCUUAUAGAAAAUGCUCCAUGGAUAAGACUUCCAUAUCCAUUUCAAUGGGGAGCACCUUCAUUUGAUGCUGGUGAAGCCUUUGCCAUGAUGAUGGCAUCAUUUGUUGCUUUAGUAGAGUCCUCUGGUGCUUUUAUUGCUACGUCCAGAUAUGCGAGUGCCACUCAGCUGCCGCCCUCGAUUCUCAGUCGCGGUGUUGGUUGGCAGGGAGUUGGAAUUCUGCUUUCUGGGCUGUUUGGAACUGUGAACGGAUCCUCGGUAUCGGUUGAAAAUGCUGGUCUCUUGGCGUUGACCCGAGUUGGCAGUCGAAGGGUUGUGCAGAUUUCAGCCGGAUUCAUGAUAUUCUUCUCCAUUCUCGGGAAAUUUGGAGCAGUCUUUGCAUCCAUUCCAGCCCCCAUUGUUGCAGCUCUGUACUGUCUUUUCUUUGCUUACGUGGGCAUGGGAGGUUUAAGCUACCUCCAAUUCUGUAACCUCAACAGCUUCAGAACUAAGUUCAUAUUAGGAUUCUCCAUCUUCCUAGGACUCUCUGUGCCACAAUACUUCAAUGAGUACACAGCCAUUAAUGGGUUUGGUCCAGUCCACACAAAAGCAAGAUGGUUCAACGACAUGAUCAAUGUCCCGUUCUCUUCCGAGCCAUUCGUUGCUGGAAUCGUGGCAUAUUUUCUAGAUAACACAAUGCAUAAAAAGGGCGACGCCAUCAGGAAAGAUAGGGGCAAACACUGGUGGGACAAGUUCCGAUCGUUCAAGGGCGAUACGAGAAGUGAAGAGUUCUACUCUCUGCCUUUCAACUUGAACAAGUAUUUCCCAUCUGUGUGAUUUGUUGGUGUCUUCUGUCAAAUGCUGCUGCCUGCUUGCUUCAUUCAAAUGAGUCUGUGGAACAUAUUGCCAGUAUCAGCUGUAUAAGUUAGCUUCUUUUCUCUAUACGAUAACCUUUAUUUAUAACUUCAUUUAGUUGCGUCUUUUUGUACAUCGAACGAAGAGGUCGGUUUCGAAGUGUCCAUGGAAAAACAAACGACUCUUCUAUUUUUUUCCCUUUGUAGCUAUCGGAGCAUAGUUUAAUAGUAAUUGAUAUAUAUUCCUUUUCUUGAGGUC